Molecule: messenger RNA, 3931 nt
Organism: Chionomys nivalis (European snow vole)
Lineage: Eukaryota; Metazoa; Chordata; Mammalia; Rodentia; Cricetidae
Gene: Klhl20
Product: kelch like family member 20
Exons: 12
Coding region: 158-1987 (609 amino acids)
Molecular function (GO): protein binding
Source: RefSeq, a predicted model, not a curated record
AGGAAAUUGCUGCGGGAGCCGCAUCCUCCCUGCGCUAGCGGCGCCAGAGGUGGAGACAGAGAGGGCGGAGGAGGCAGCGAAAGGUGCCGCAGAGAAAAAAGUGUCAAAGCCAGUAAGUACGGCUUUAGAAUACGGUGAAGGAUACUUUUCAUGGUGCAUGGAAGGAAAGCCAAUGCGCAGGUGUACCAACAUUCGACCAGGAGAGACUGGAAUGGAUGUAACAAGUCGCUGCACCCUUGGAGACCCCAACAAACUGCCAGAAGGGGUUCCUCAACCUGCUCGCAUGCCCUAUAUCUCAGACAAGCACCCUCGGCAAACCUUGGAAGUGAUCAACCUUCUGAGAAAGCACCGAGAGCUAUGUGAUGUGGUGCUAGUUGUGAGCGCUAAGAAGAUAUAUGCCCAUCGAGUCAUCUUGUCGGCCUGCAGUCCCUACUUCCGAGCAAUGUUUACAGGAGAAUUGGCCGAAAGCCGCCAGACAGAAGUAGUGAUCCGAGACAUAGAUGAGAGGGCUAUGGAACUACUGAUUGACUUCGCAUAUACCUCCCAGAUAACUGUGGAAGAAGGCAAUGUUCAGACCCUCUUGCCUGCUGCUUGCCUCCUCCAGCUGGCAGAAAUACAGGAAGCCUGCUGUGAAUUCUUAAAGAGACAAUUAGACCCUUCUAAUUGCCUGGGCAUUCGGGCUUUUGCUGACACGCAUUCUUGCCGUGAGUUACUAAGGAUUGCAGACAAGUUCACACAACAUAACUUUCAAGAGGUAAUGGAGAGUGAAGAAUUUAUGUUACUUCCAGCCAACCAACUUAUUGAUAUAAUAUCUAGUGAUGAGCUCAAUGUUCGGAGUGAAGAACAAGUGUUCAAUGCAGUGAUGGCCUGGGUCAAAUACAGUAUUCAGGAAAGGCGUCCUCAGUUACCCCAGGUGCUGCAGCAUGUUCGCCUGCCUUUGCUUAGUCCCAAGUUCCUGGUGGGCACCGUCGGCUCUGAUCCUCUCAUUAAAAGUGAUGAAGAAUGCAGAGACUUGGUAGAUGAGGCUAAAAACUACCUCCUAUUGCCUCAAGAACGACCACUAAUGCAAGGACCAAGGACAAGGCCACGGAAACCUAUUCGAUGUGGAGAAGUGCUCUUUGCAGUUGGUGGUUGGUGUAGUGGAGACGCCAUUUCCAGUGUUGAACGGUACGACCCACAGACCAAUGAGUGGCGAAUGGUGGCUUCCAUGAGUAAAAGACGGUGUGGAGUUGGAGUCAGUGUUCUUGAUGACCUGUUGUAUGCAGUAGGCGGCCAUGAUGGAUCCUCCUAUCUCAACAGUGUUGAAAGAUAUGACCCCAAAACAAACCAGUGGAGCAGUGAUGUGGCCCCUACAAGCACCUGCAGGACAAGUGUUGGUGUGGCAGUACUUGGAGGUUUUCUCUAUGCUGUGGGCGGACAGGAUGGUGUCUCUUGCCUCAAUAUUGUUGAGAGGUAUGAUCCAAAGGAGAACAAGUGGACUCGGGUGGCUUCUAUGAGUACUAGAAGACUAGGGGUUGCUGUGGCUGUGUUGGGAGGGUUCUUAUAUGCUGUAGGUGGCUCUGAUGGAACGUCUCCACUCAACACAGUGGAGCGCUACAAUCCUCAGGAAAACAGAUGGCACACCAUAGCCCCUAUGGGGACCCGAAGGAAACACCUAGGUUGUGCAGUGUACCAGGACAUGAUCUAUGCUGUAGGAGGGAGAGACGACACUACAGAGCUUAGCAGUGCUGAGAGAUACAACCCCAGAACUAACCAGUGGUCUCCCGUGGUGGCCAUGACGUCCCGCAGGAGUGGAGUUGGUCUGGCAGUGGUCAACGGACAGCUCAUGGCAGUGGGAGGUUUUGACGGCACUACAUACUUGAAGACCAUUGAAGUUUUCGACCCAGAUGCCAAUACUUGGAGGUUAUAUGGAGGGAUGAAUUAUCGUCGGCUAGGAGGUGGUGUAGGAGUUAUUAAAAUGACACACUGUGAAUCCCAUAUAUGGUGAACACAGGAAAAGGUCUUGCAUAUGCUCCUUUAUAUUUGGAAGAGCCUUGACUUUGAAGCUUUGUACAGCUCGAGAAAACAUUAGAACAAAUGUUAUUCUUUGCUGGUGCCUCAACAUACAGAACUACAAGUCUAACGACAGAACUCACCUGCAGACGCCACCUUUGCACAACACCUUUCUGCUCUCUGCAGAGAGCGUUUAUUUUGGGCUUUAAUUUAUCAUGGAGUUUUGAUGGUGAUUUGUUUUUGUUUUGUUGGUUGGGUUGUUUUGGGUUUUGGGGUUUUUUGUUUUGUUUUGUUUUUUAACUUAUCUUUUGUACCAGAGGGGGCAAAAAGGAGAAAAAAAUUCCAAGCUGCAAAAUUUACUUUGCUUUCUAGAUUUGGUUUCGUUUUUGAAAAUACUGAUAAGGGCAGAAGGGCUAUGGUUACUCCAAUUAGAUACUAUCCAUCUACAAAGAUUGCCAGUGAUAAAGACAGAUAUGCAAAGUAUACUCGCUAGUUACUAUUCUUGCACUAAAUAUUAGAGCACUCCGAAAUGUAAAGGGGACUGGAAACGGUCCGGCGAGAGUUGUGUGCUGCUUUUGCAGAGGACCCAAGUUCAGUUCGCAGCACCCACAUCUGGCAGCUUACAACUGUGUGUAACUCCAGCUAGGUCAGUGGUUCUCAACCUCCCUAAUGCUGCAAUACUUUAAUACAAUUAGUUCCUCAUGUUGUGGUGACCCCCAAGCAUAAAAUUAUUUUCAUUUGCUACUUCAUAACUGUAAUUUUUGCUACUGUUAUAAAUUGUAAUGUAAAUAUCCGAUAUGCAGGAUAUCUGAUAUACAACCCCUGUGAAAAGGUCAUUCCACCCCCCCCCACACACACACACACAUACUUACAGGGGUCAUGACUCACAGGUUGAGAACCGCUAAGCUAGGGGAUCCAGAACUCUCUUCUGGCCUCUGCAGGUACUUGCACUCCUGUGCAUUCAGUACACACACAAACACACAAGUACCCCACAAGUAUGAUUAAUUUAAAAUAAAAUUUCUUUUAAGUGUAAAAGAAAAAACAAGAAAACAUCUCGUUAAAUAGGACACUUCAGAAGGAAUAUUGAAUCCGUAAAAGCAGGACAAGCUACAGUUUUCAUUCACCAGAUAACGUUUACAUCUCUAACUGAACUUGCUUUCUACUCCAUUUCCCUUUCCGUCUUGUGACAUUUUCAUAGUUUCUGCCACAUGUACCUAGGUCUCUGCUCAGUGCCUCUUCUAAAAUCAGUGUGAGUCUCCUCCGUUGUCUUGAGAACUCCGGUAAAAUCAAGUGCAACUCUGAAAGAGUUUUUGUUCACAGAUGUCCCCCUGCAACUUUCUUUCCUGUCUUCUCAUUGUCAGUAGGGGCCACCGAGGAGAAGUGACCUCUCUUCAGCAGUGGAUUCUAUUUUUCAGUUUACACUGGCUGUUCCGGCCGGUGAAUCUGAGCUGACCUUCAGUAAAACGCUCUAAAUGGAAGCUGUCUCCAGUUCAUGUGAGCAGUACAAGUGAAGGGAUGUCAGGCCAGCCAAAGCAUCCAAUCCGAUCUGGAGUUUCAUGCUAAUCAUAUCUCAGUCUUUCAUCCUAUAAGGCCACCGUUACUGUGUCUCUUAAGUCGCACUUUCUGAUGAAAGGUUAACAUUUUUAAGGAAAUAAAUGAAAAUUUUAGUGCCUACAGUCCUCCCCCAUUGUAGUGAUAGACUGAUUUUUUUUUCAAUGUAUUUUGCGGAAAACCUUUGAAUGAGACUUAUCCACAACCAAAAGGAAUAACCUUGACCUUCUUCCUCUCCCCUACAACAAAAUGUUUGGCAACUUUUGUGUUUACAUUUAAACAUCAUUUGCACCUUUUUCAAGGAAAAAAUAAGUAUUUGGUAAACAAUUGUUUACAUGUAUCAUUUAUGCUUUUUUCUAGCAUGUAUAACUUUUUAAAAUAAAGGUAU